Cataglyphis hispanica is the source of this 6335-nucleotide messenger RNA. RefSeq names its product furin-like protease 1. The transcript has 13 exons. Gene Ontology annotation, biological process: peptide hormone processing. The record is from RefSeq and is a predicted model, not a curated record. Gene Ontology annotation, molecular function: serine-type endopeptidase activity. Bases 2002 to 5217 code for a protein of 1071 amino acids. NCBI's taxonomy places the organism in Eukaryota, Metazoa, Arthropoda, Insecta, Hymenoptera, Formicidae. Gene Ontology annotation, cellular component: trans-Golgi network; Golgi membrane.
UCGAGGUGACGUUGCGGCCGGACGUUCGCUCGGUGUGGUUAUUCGCGCGCGACGACGAGGACGACGCCGACGACGUCGACAAUAUCGUCGCGUCUUACAGCGUCUACACGCAGUGAGUGACGGAACGAGACGAAACAAAACGCGACGAACCGCGAUAUUCGCGCGAACUUUCGGCCGCGGGUUUAGACAGCUAAGGUGUAGCGGUCGCGCGUACAUUUCUCUUUUCGCUGCACAUCCUCUCUUCUUCCGCGUUCCUUGCCGACGAGACGUCAACCACAACAAGGAAUCUUUGGCCGGAGGCGAUUUCUACGGGGACGCGAACGCUCGAGAUCGAUUCUAAAACAGAUAUCUCAGUCAGACCUUGGCGGGAUACCUCAUCAUUCGUCUCCUGCGGUGUGCCCAAGAGAGCGAUGCGGCGCUCGAUGACGUGAUCGACCUCUCGGUCAGCUACGCGCCGUGACCUCUUUCGUGGCUGGCCAUUCACUUGGUUCUUCGUGGUCGAAACGUCGUCGGAUUCAAGUCGAAAAGCGGAAAAAAAGCGUUAAAGGAAUAAAAUUGAAGACCUCGUUUUUUUUUUAAUUAAAGGGUGAAGAAAAAAAGUUAUUCAAAAAAAAGAUAUAUCUCACGAAGUAUCGACUCAUUAAUGUUCAAAAUUCAAGAAGAUGUGCGAGAAAAUAUCGAGAACAUGAAGACAUUUUUGCAACGACGAAUCGUACAUUUGACGAAAAGAAGGACGAGCGAUUGAGAUGCGCGGGAAAAGAAUCAUUCGACCAAAUGUCUUGCUGACAUCCGACGAAAAAGAGAUGGGAGAAGAAAUUUUGAAGGCAUGAUAGACACGAGAAGAACGAAACGCUGACGACGGGAAGAAUCGGACGACGUCGGCGAAAAAUUUUACGUCCGCACGAUUUUUUUGUUCCUCGAGUACUCGAGAAAAAACGAGCGAAGAGACGAUCGAGAAAUACAAAGUACCUAGAUGCACGUUCCAAAUUGAAGAUACCGAAAUACGGAGAUGAAAGUCUUUAUCGGACGCAUGGGACUAUGAAAGUCGUCGGACAAAAAUCGAAACGCGAACUUUGCGAGAUCUUAUCAAGCGCAAGAAUCAGGAAGAGCAACCUGAGAUCUGACUUAAACCAAGUAAGUGAUAUCGAAACAUCUUGCAAGAGAAGGCGAUGAUAAAUCUCUGCGGCUCACCUUGAAACGGCCGCGCGUGCAUUUCAACGCGCAGUUGUCGCUGAACAAGGUCACGUUGGAUGUCCGCGUGGCGUGGAUAUCCGAUAAUCAGGAAGGUCGUUCGUGAUCGUCACCGCAGUGACCGUGCGCGACGGCGGAUAUCUCUGCUCGCGCUCGCGACGUUAUCAUCGUCUCGUCGUUUUCCUCAUCCCCGCCGCGGCCACAUGACUUGACGAUCGCCCCCUUCUCCUCCCGCUGCUGCUCCCCGUUGAUCGAAGGCGGUGGCGGCGGUGGCGGCGACGAAGACGACGACGAAGACGUCACAACGACGUCGACGUAGACGAUAGCGCGACUAAAAGUCAACGGCUUGCAACGCAACGCGACGACGGCGACGGUUCUUAAAACGAGUGACACGCAUUGCCGGCGAUUCAGUCAGUCGCCGGCAUUCGGUCCGCAAGUGUGAGACGUUCGCGAGUGUGUGUGUGUGUGUGUGUGUAUGCGGGCGCCUGUGUGUGCGUGGUCGCGUCUUCCUGGAUCGCACGUGUAUGCGGGGAUUCCUUUACUCAGAAAAAACGGCCGAGAGAAAUCAAGAAGGAAAAAGGAAAAGGGGGGCACACGUUAGUCUCGUGUUAGGGCUGUAAAUUCUUCUUUACUUUCGUUUUGAGGUAAUAGUGGUGCGUCGUAACGACCGUAGUGUUAUUUGUGGUGGUGGCGCGUUGUUACCGUUGUGUCGCUGUUACUUCGGUAAUCCGUGGAAGCGGUGGCGACGGUGGCGGUGGUGUUGGCGGUGGAGAUAUAUAUAUAUAUAUAUAUAUACAUAUAUAGUGGUGGAUGAUAGUGGCGGCCCGCGGAGCCGGCGAAACUGGAGCAGCCGGUGGCGAUCGUCGGUGUAGCGGAGGUGCUAUCAUGUGCACGCGGCGGAUUCUCGGACUGGCGGUCGUGGCCCUGUUGACUUUCGGCGGUCCAGCACGCGCAUAUACCAACCAGUGGGCCGCUCACGUCAACGGAGGAGAAGAGGUGGCCAGGCGGGUCGCCGAGGACUACGGCUUUCGCUAUUUGGGCAAGAUAAACGAUGAUUGGUUCCACAUGGAGCAUCGAUCCGUGCCAAAGAGAUCGAUAGGGCCGCAUCUCGAAGUGCAUCAGAGGCUAAUGAAAGACAACAGAGUACAUCGAGCGGAGCAGCAGCGGGUGAAAAAGCGUGAGAAAAGAGAUCUUAUAAUCAAACGUCCGUCCAAUAUAUUAUCCAUGCUAAAUGACGAAAGGUGGCCUCAAAUGUGGUAUCUGAAUAGAGGGAAGGGACUGGACAUGAACGUGCAGGGUGCUUGGGCCGAGGGAAUUACUGGAAAUGGAGUUGUAGUCACAAUUCUCGAUGAUGGAUUAGAGAAAGAUCAUCCAGAUCUUUUUAAAAAUUAUGAUCCGCAAGCGAGUUACGACGUCAACAGUCACGACGAGGACCCGAUGCCAAGGUACGACCUGGUAGAUAGCAAUCGACACGGCACCAGAUGCGCCGGAGAGGUCGCAGCCACUGCCAACAAUUCUCUUUGUGCCGUAGGUGUUGCUUUUGGAGCUGGCGUAGGCGGUGUUCGAAUGUUAGACGGCGACGUGACGGAUGCCGUUGAAGCAAGAUCCUUGAGCCUAAAUCCUCAACACAUCGAUAUUUAUAGCGCGUCAUGGGGACCGGAUGACGACGGCAAAACUGUGGAUGGUCCCGGUGAACUUGCCACCAGAGCUUUCAUCGAGGGAAUUACUAAAGGACGCAGUGGUAAGGGGUCAAUCUUCGUGUGGGCAUCCGGAAACGGUGGUCGAGAUCAUGAUAAUUGCAACUGUGACGGCUACACCAACAGCAUUUGGACUCUGUCCAUCAGUAGCGCGACUGAGAACGGUCUUGUACCCUGGUACAGCGAGGCGUGCUCAUCCACUCUCGCUACCACUUACAGUUCGGGCUCUACUGGCGAGAAACAGGUCGUCACUACAGAUUUGCAUCAUCAUUGUACGAGCAGCCACACGGGCACGUCCGCAUCGGCACCAUUGGCGGCCGGUAUUUGCGCCCUCGCUUUAGAAGCGAACAGAGAUCUCACCUGGAGGGAUAUGCAACACAUCGUAGUCAGAACUGCCAAACCUGCGAAUCUGCAGGCACCUGAUUGGGUGGUUAAUGGUGUCGGUAGAAACGUGAGCCAUAGCUUCGGUUACGGGCUGAUGGACGCCACUGCCAUGGUACGCUUAGCGAGAAGAUGGAGAACCGUUCCGGAGCAACACAAAUGCGAAGUUUCAGCGCCACACACAGGCAGGACAAUACCGCCAAAGAGCCAAUUGGUUCUCGACUUACAUGUCAAGGAGUGCAGCGGUGUUAAUUUUCUCGAGCAUGUGCAGGCGAAAGUAUCGCUGAUGGCAGCGAGACGAGGAGAUCUUCAGAUACAGCUAACAUCUCCUCAGGGCACGAAGAGCACUCUUCUCGCCAAGAGACCGCACGACGUUUCGAAGGCCGGCUUUAGCCAAUGGCCAUUCAUGUCGGUGCACACAUGGGGAGAGAGACCUCAUGGAACUUGGAAAUUAGAAAUUCACAAUGAGGGUCGAUAUCUCGGACGCGCUACUCUGCACGAAUGGGCGCUGAUCUUCUACGGUACUGCGACGCUGCCCGAUCGGACCGAGUACGCUCUUUACAAUCCGGCUGGCAUGAGCAUGCCUAGACGGCCGUUGGUGAAACCGCGCGAGACCGCUUUCUCCAAGAACCAGAACGUUCCGACGAAGGGCAAGCAGGCGCAGCACAAGUCUGAUAAAUCCGGCAGUCUGAGCCCGCCUUUCGUGGUGAACGCGCAGAUUCAGUCUCAAAGGAAGGGCAAAGCUCGUGGUCAGCAUAAGAACGGCAAGUCAGCCAACCGACCAAGCCCCAAGCCCACGGCUCAGACCUUGCGAGGCCUCACCGGACUCAACAGAGGGCCUAAUAACGUGAUCGGGGACGUGCGUUUGAUCACAUCGAGACCGCGCGGUAGAAGUACACCGAGCCCGAUUACCAGCACGAUGACUCAAGCCGUCGCGACGACAAAAAUGCAGACCACGACAACGAAUAGGCAUAAGAUAGUCGAUCUGGCGACUGCUUCGCCCCUUCAGAGAGGUCUGAUCUUGUUGGAGCCGCCAGCGAAAGCGGCCACUAACAAGGUCCCGGCGGUAUUUCAGCAGUAUCCCAAGAUCCAACAACUAUAUCCAGUUUAUGGCGGAGCUCGAGGAGUUGGUCAACAACAUGCUACCAGGGCCAAAGGACUCGAUUUGUUACAGGAUGAGCAGUUCGAUCCGAGGAAUCUACAGCUGGACAAGGAUACACUAGAGGAGUGGAAGAUGGUGUUCUUCGGCACGGAGACCUCGGUGGAGUUAGACGACGAGCUGGACAAGGACAAGCCGUUGCCGGCGGUGGUUCACCAGGACGUGAUCCAGAACAAUGCAGCCCCGAACAAUGUCCGGCACAACGCCGUGGACACUGAGGGCGAUCCGUGGACAGGCAGCCAGCAGGUGGACCGGGUCUCUCAUCCGGAGGUGCAGAAGCCGACGACGGAGAACCAGACGAGCGGCUGCGCUGCUCUCGAGGGCAGCAGGUGCCUAGUGUGCAAACCGGGUUGGUACCACAGCGACGGCAGCUGCUUGCGACAGUGUCCGUCCGGGACUUUCGCGAUCCGGGAUGACGACGAAUCCGAUGUAUUCUGCACCGCAUGCCAUUAUUCGUGCCUGUCGUGCAAAGGGCCUAGCGACGCUGAUUGCGUCACUUGCCAUGUGGACUCGGUACUCACAUGGAGCAACGGAAGGGCACUGUGCGUGCUGAGCGGCCUUACCUGGAAGAUGCAAUCCACGGAAUGGUUCUACAGGAUGACCAUAGUGUUCCUGAUCAACUUGGCUCUCAUGAUUGUCAUUAUCAUUUAUCUCGUGCUCGCCUGGUGCAUCCGCAAACGCAAAUCCGUCCACAUGUAUAGCAAGGUGUCUUAUUCCGGUAACGGCAAGGUUCAUGCAGACACAGAGCGAUUGCAAAGCGAAAACACUUAUAUCUCUGACAGCGAAUAAGUCUCAAUGAUAAUGAAAAGUAUGUUCGAAAGGAAGCUGUAAUAUGCCUGUAAAUAUUCUGAAGAUAUUUUAGAAAUACAUUGAGAAUCUUUUGAAAAUAGAAAUAUUUUUUGUUUGAGAAUAUUAUUGAAAAUAUAUAUAUUUUACAAAUUUUUUUAAAUAUCUUCUGCGAACAAAAAAAUUUGAAAAUGAUUUGAAAAUAUUUUCUAAAAAUAUGUCUUGUGAGAAUGUAUUGUGAGAUUGCCUUUGAAAAGGCGUCUGAUAAUUUCAUAAGGCUGUCAAAACAUAAAUGUUCUAUAGAACAUGCGGCUGCGAUAAAAGGUCCACAAUAAAUUAUGCAAUUUAUAUAUGUAUGCUAAAUAUAACUAAUUUUAUCCGAUUAAAAAUCCAAAUAUAAAAUUAAAAGGAAUAUUUAAAAAAUUUUUCCCGGAAAAUGCUUUUAUUUAAUUAAAAAUGUGUUUUUGUAGUUGUAUUUUGUGUUUUUUAUAAUUGUAUGUACAAAUUGAGUCUCAAUUCAUCAUCAACUUUAGAAGUUAUACUACGCUUUUUCAAGUGUAGGAAUGCUCCUUUGUAGUAACACUUUGUAAGAGACGUCUGGAACGUAAAGCAUUAAUGGUGCCGAUAGUUUCCUUUGAAGCAAUCGCUUCGUUGCGAUGCCAGUAUUGUAGCAGUGGUUCGCGAUGGUGGACCGUUUAUCGAUCGCUAUUGGACUAAUGCGAAGUAAUGUCUCUUGGAACCAGUGAGUGAUUUUAUGCGAUCUCGUAAGUCUUAAAUACCCGUGCAGACAUUUAUUGUACGAUUAAGAGUGAGAAGUGACUAUUUUGGAUCGUGGUAUAUCCAUCACGAUUACGAGUAAUUUUAUUAUUAGAUACUGAAUUAAUCGCGAAUAUUAUAAGUUAGUUUAUGUAUUAAAAGAUUAUAUAACUAAAAAAAUUUUAAUAAAUUGGAAGCUUACAUAAAAUAAAAUAAGAAGAAACAUAUACAACAUUCCUAAAUAUUCAAAUGCAUAGAAAAACAGAAUAACAUUUUAUUUAUUAUCUACAAAUUUGCAAAUGAUCGAGUUUCUAAGUUGAUGAAUAAUGCAACACGAUUUAAUCAACAAAGCUAUAUAUAUAUAU